Drosophila virilis is the source of this 2340-nucleotide messenger RNA. RefSeq names its product Radial spoke head protein 3 (gene Rsph3). Lineage: Eukaryota; Metazoa; Arthropoda; Insecta; Diptera; Drosophilidae. The record is from RefSeq and is a predicted model, not a curated record. Gene Ontology annotation, cellular component: cilium.
GGCAAUGCGUGGUGUGGAGCAAGUGUGAUUUGUAAGACAACGCUAGAGGAUCAUGCCAGAGACGAACCGCAGCCCCAAGCAGCACAUAAAUCCAGAACACUUCCCAGACAAUAGACCAGAGCAGACAGCCAAGACGGAGCAGCGUGCACAGAACUUCUCCUUUGCCACCAGCUAUCCAUAUGCACCAGGACGCAGCAGCAACAGCAACAACAACAACAACAACUAUCACAACUACAACAACAACAGCAAUUAUCCAGUCUACAACGUUCAGCGCUAUCAGAGCCCGUACAAUUUCCAGCACGUGGUCACCAACGCGUUCUCCGUGCUGCACAACUCCGUGGAGUUAGACUACGAGCAAAGCUCAUACAAUAACAAGCCCAAUCAGGCCAUAGUGCGUCCCAUCAUACGUGGACAGACGACGGAACAUGUAGAUCAGCCAGCUGUUGCCGCCGCGGGCAACGUUUCGUCCAAUCCGCCAUUGACGACGCGUUCGUUCUUCUCGCGCAGCACACAGGAAGUGCGCAGCUUUGCCGAUGAGCUGAGCCAGAAGCUGCGCUUCCUGGCGCCGGAGGAGAACUACGCAGCCGGUGCUAGCAGUCGGAGCAGCGCCGGCACCGGCGCCUGGCUGGCCACACGGCAAAUGGAACGUCCACGCUUCGAGACGACGGUGCCCACGGGCAUAUUUCUGCCGCCGCCGCAUGAGCUGCAGAUGCUGCCCGCAUCCAUGUUGCGGCGCCAUGUCUAUGCCUACUCCUCCUACCCCAUGAUCCUGCACAGCUACUACAAUGCCAACAACAACAACAACAACAACAACAAUAGCCAGAACAAGGACACCAGCCGCCAGAUAUCGUUAGCUGAUAAGGAAAACAAAGCCUCCACUCGCCAGAACGGAGUGCGUGCCACGGCCGCUGUGGCAGCCGCCGCUGCCGCUGCCUCGGCCUCCAAACCCGACACCCAAACCCUGGCCGGUGGCCUGCACAUAACCAAGGCGCAGUUCCAGCAGCAGCUGCAGCAACGACGUAACAAUGGCGACAAGAGACCCGUCGUGCCGCCGCCAGAGCCCUACAUGAACAUGAUGUAUGACCGUCGCGUCAUAAAAGGAAGCAACUUUGGUACCCCGUCAAUGCUGGCGGAGGUGGAUCCAUUCGACAAGGCUGCAGAGAUACGGCGCCGCAAUAUGCUCCGCAAACGAUCGAUGCAGUGCCGCAAUCAGCGCAAUGUCCUGGGCACACCACCGCCAGUGAAGGGCAGGAAGCACGAAAAUAUACAGACGGAAAAAUACUUGGAGAAAUUGGUUCAACGUCCGCCGGAGUACUCAGUGGAUACACAAACAGAUUUGUUCCUGGAGAAGCCACCUACGCCUCCAUAUGUUGCCGCCAAAGUGGGCGUUGAUGUGGGUACCGAGAUUGGUGACGGCGAACUAUUUCACUUUGAUGCAGAAGCUCAGCCGAUUAUUGAUGUACUCGUGGAUGCCUGCAUUGAGCAGAGCAUGCUGGAAGUGGCUCACGAAAUGGAAUUGGCUGCGCUGCGCCGCAAGCAGGAGGAGUUCCUGGCUCAACGCGAGGCCGAGCUAGCCGAGCUACGGCGUUUGGAAGCCGAAGAGCUGCGUUUGCAGGCUGAGAAGGAUCGCCGCUUGCGCCAGGAUGCCAUUGCCAAGCAGCUGGACGAGGAGAUGCAGAAGAGCGUAACGGCAGCCAAGUUAUUGCAGGGACACAUUGCCAGCCUGGUACCAGAGGUGCUGGAGAACAUUGAGCCGGCCAGCGAUGCAGUCAAGAAGGAGCAAUUAACGAAGGAUAUCUGCCCCUGGCUAUCAGCUGAGGUUGCCCAAGAAGUGGGCCACAUUGUGGACUCUCGCGAGAUACUUACAGCCAUCAUACUGGAGAUUAUAAAACAGCGUGCAGCUGCUUACAUCGACUACAAGGAAGAGGAGACAGAGCCAUCAUCGUCAGAUGUCGGCAUUUGUGAAGAGGAGGGAUGCAUGCUCGACGAUAUGGAGACAUGCCCAUGCGAGCCGGAAACUGAAUAUUCUGAUUGUCCAGAGCCGCCGCCAGAGCCACCACAUCUGUAAGGAGGGCAACAAUUAUAAAUAAAAUAAGAUAUGAUUUGGUUAACUUCAGUUUUGAGUUUGAGGCGCGCCCGUUGGUCGUUAAGUGCAUACUAACAAAUCCAAAGUGCAGCUUUGUUAUUGUGUCUGGCAACAAGCGGGCGUGCCUCGGCCGCUGCAUGUUGCCACACACAAUUCCAUUGGCGCGAAUAUUGUUGCAUCAAAAGUAAUCAAAUAUUGUUAAAGGUUUAUGUUUUAUCGGAGUAUUCAACAAUAAAGACAAAAAAAAGUGAAAA